AUGGCUCAUGUGAAGAUGGACUCACAGCUCACACCACAACUCGCAGCCUCCUCCACGGCCAGGCCGAUUCACUCCGCUCUUCCAAUAGAGGUGCUUCAUUUGAUAUGCGGACAUCUGCCCAAUAGCGACAUCAAGAACCUGCGUCUCACGUCCUCGUUCUUCGCCACCGCAGCGCGCCUGGAUUUCCGCCGCGUCUUCCUGUCCGCGAACUCGAGGAACAUCGAGGUAUUUCUAGCCGUAGCAAACCACAACGUCUUCCGCACUCAGGUUGUUGAGAUCAUCUACGACGAUGCCCUCCUGCCUGCAACCGACACUCUGUGGCAUGGCGGCAUGUGGCUAGGUCCGAGCAAACUACUCGAGGAUCAGUGUGCUAAAGGCCUGCCGCCUCGUUGGAUCCGUCAAGCUUGCAGAAACGACUUGGAGGCGCUCAUUGAGGCGAGUGAAGACGAGCGCCGACACAAAUUGGAAGAUUACCUUUCGCAAGAUUGGACCUGGCAGAAGCUGAGAACGUACAACUGGGAGAUGACGCUGCCCUACUACUUCCAACUCCUCCGAGACCAGGAAGCAGUUCUCGACGACGAAUCGUACGUGAAGGCACUGCGACUUGGUCUUGCGCAAUUCCCUGCGCUUCGUAAAAUCACCGUCACGGCCGCUACGCACGGUCGGCUAUUCAAUCCGCUCUAUCACACGCCAAUGAUCAGGCGGUUCCCCCGGCUGUUCCAGUAUCCAAUCCCUCAUGGAUGGCUCAGGCGCUGUGAGGAUGUCAGAACUUACCACAACUGGGCCACUUCAAAAGAAGGUUGGAAUGGGUUUUGUACUGUUAUCGAAGCUUUGGCAGAGAAUCUUGACGGCGGAAGAGUUACGGAGCUAUCCAUCGAUGCUCGUCUGGAAGAUUCCGGAAUAGAUGUCAGUUUCCUCAAGACCGAGACCAAAAUCUUCAAGCAGUUUGAGACUCUUCUCGCGAGAAAAGACUUCGCAAGCUUGAAGCUCGAUCUGUCCGGCCUUAGCGAGGACUUUUCUGACGCUGAGGUUUCGGGCCGAUGGGGUAAUAUGAGCAAUGGUCUUCUGCUCCGUGCACUUUCUGGCGCUCGAGAUUUGAGGCAUCUCAGUCUUUCGACCAGCGAGGGCUGGGCCCCGGGAUUUGGGACUCAACCCCCAACAACGCCAGUGCCGCUCAGAAGCAUGAUUCCCAAGGACUGUUCUGCGCGACUCCAGCACUUGACACUCCGAAGCUUCUGGGUUGAAGAGAGCGAUCUCGUGCCUUUUCUCAGUGAGUUGCCAGAGGAGCUAGAAAUGCUUGAAUUGAGCUAUCUCAAUUUCUCUCAGGGAAGCUAUCGAGGGACACUUGAGCAGAUGAGAGAUGUAAUGGGUUGGCAAAACAGAGAAAGAAGGAUUCAGAUCAACAUUAGCAUCCAUGGAGUUGAGGUAUCCCUUGCGCCAGUUUUUGGGAAAUCAAUAUGCAUUAAUGAGGAGGUACAUGCAUUCAUCUAUGAGAACGGACCAAAUCCUUUCUCGGGGAAAGAACCAAAACCAAACGCUACAUUUCGCAAUUUGUUGGAGGACGGGGUAGGGAUAAUCACUGACGCUUUUGAUUCCCAAAUUCCUCCCUUUGAAUAA
Molecule: messenger RNA, 1617 nt
Organism: Clonostachys rhizophaga
Lineage: Eukaryota; Fungi; Ascomycota; Sordariomycetes; Hypocreales; Bionectriaceae
Source: the annotation of a GenBank genome assembly